GCCUCCCAUAGCUGCUGCCAGGCCCCUAAUCUGCCAUGGGCCCCUAUACCGCCUCCUCAUGCUGCUGCCAGGCCCCUAAUCUGCCAUGGGCCCCUAUACCGCCUCCUCAUGCUGCUGCCAGGUCCACAGUGUCUCAUGGGUCCCUGUACCGCCUCCCAUUGCUGCUGUCUCCAUCGCCACACUCUGCCAUGUGCCACUUUCAGGUCUCCUCACACUCCUGCUGGUUUCCAUUUUGUCAUAGGUUGCUGUAUGGCCUCCCAUUGCUGCUGCCUCCACCGCCACACUGUGGCUCCAAACACUGGUUUUGGCCCCGUGACUGGCCAAAUGAGUGAAGUGUGCGGUGAUUCUAAGAUCGACGGCACUCAUCUGCAUGUUAUACUGACUGACAGUAUUAUUUCUCUUCCCCAGCAGACUCCAAGGGCAUUUAAAUUAAAGGUACAGUGUUCUGCACUAAUAUUA
Messenger RNA from Staurois parvus, 459 nucleotides. The record is from the annotation of a GenBank genome assembly. NCBI's taxonomy places the organism in Eukaryota, Metazoa, Chordata, Amphibia, Anura, Ranidae.